Molecule: messenger RNA, 2083 nt
Organism: Erinaceus europaeus (western European hedgehog)
Lineage: Eukaryota; Metazoa; Chordata; Mammalia; Eulipotyphla; Erinaceidae
Gene: RXRG
Product: retinoid X receptor gamma
Exons: 10
Coding region: 419-1792 (457 amino acids)
Biological process (GO): response to retinoic acid; retinoic acid receptor signaling pathway; positive regulation of transcription by RNA polymerase II
Cellular component (GO): nucleus; RNA polymerase II transcription regulator complex
Molecular function (GO): nuclear steroid receptor activity; nuclear receptor activity; retinoic acid-responsive element binding
Source: RefSeq, a predicted model, not a curated record
UUCCAUCCAGCCCGGUGUAUUGAUUAUUGAUUCCUGUCCUCUUUCCCCUGCCGCCCCGCCCCGCCUCGCCGCCGUCUAGACCUGCUGGGCGGUCAGGCCGCCUAGACUGGCUCCCGAGGCCUUGUGUCCACUACGCCGGGACUCGGAGGGCAGGCCGGCUGGAGUCGCCCGCCCGCACUCGCUAGGCGACCUUAGCAGCUGUCUGCCCUGCAGGCUGCGACAGUGAUUGGCAGGCGCAGCUGCGGCUCCCGGCGCGCUGCUGGGCAGGCAGAUCCGGCUGAUCCCGGAGGGCGGGGGCUAACUGGGGGCCAGGGGCGGGGGCCGUGCCCGGGAGCCCUGAGCGCCCCAGCCCAGGCGGCGGGACACCCGGAGCCCUAGCUGGCCUGGCGGGAACACUGAGCACGGGACCUGCAGCGACAUGUAUGGAAAUUACUCUCACUUGAUGAAGUUUCCCUCCAGCUUCAGCGGCUCCCCCAGCCACUCAGGCACCAUGUCCCUGAGCCCAUCGACUGCUUUAUCCUCGGGGAAGCCCAUGGAUUGCCACUCAGCCUACAGUGACACCCCAGGGAAUGCCCCACGGACCCUGAGCUCAAUGGGGACCCCCCUCAGUGCCCUGGCCUCUCCUUACCGCAUCAUUACGUCUGCCAUGGGUCCCACCUCCGGGACAUUGGCUGGGAGCCUCCACCUAGGGGCACCACCCAGCUUGCAGCUCAAUGCCGGCAUCUCUGAGGACAUCAAGCCCUUGCCAGGCCUGCCUGGAGUGGGGGGCAUGAGCUACCCAUCAGCCAGCCCUAGCUCUCUGGUCAAGCAUAUCUGUGCCAUCUGUGGGGACAGGUCCUCAGGCAAGCACUAUGGUGUGUACAGCUGUGAGGGCUGCAAGGGCUUUUUUAAGAGAACCAUCCGGAAGGAUCUGGUCUAUACCUGCCGCGACAACAAGGACUGCCUGAUUGACAAACGCCAGCGCAACCGCUGCCAGUACUGCCGCUACCAGAAGUGCCUGGCCAUGGGCAUGCGGCGGGAAGCUGUGCAGGAAGAGCGACAGCGCAGCAGGGAACGGGCAGAGAGUGAGGUGGAGUGUGGUGGUGGUGGCCACGAGGCCAUGCCGGUGGAGAGGAUUCUCGAGGCUGAGCUUGCUGUGGAACCAAAGACAGAAUCCUAUGAUGACAUGAACUUGGAGAACUCGACCAAUGACCCUGUUACCAACAUCUGCCAUGCCGCGGAUAAGCAGCUCUUUACACUGGUUGAGUGGGCCAAACGCAUCCCACACUUCUCAGAUCUCACCCUGGAAGACCAGGUCAUUCUGCUUCGGGCAGGCUGGAACGAGCUGCUCAUCGCCUCCUUCUCUCACCGCUCAGUCUCUGUGCAGGAUGGCAUCCUACUGGCCACAGGGCUGCAUGUGCACCGCAGCAGUGCCCACAGUGCUGGUGUUGGCUCCAUCUUCGACAGGGUUCUCACUGAGCUGGUCUCCAAAAUGAAGGACAUGCAGAUGGACAAGUCGGAGCUGGGCUGCCUGCGGGCUAUCGUGCUGUUCAACCCUGAUGCCAAGGGUCUGUCCAACCCCUCCGAGGUAGAGUGUCUGCGCGAGCAGGUGUAUGCCACCUUGGAGGCAUACACCAAGCACAAGUACCCUGACCAGCCCGGCAGGUUCGCCAAGCUGCUGCUGCGCCUGCCAGCCCUGCGUUCCAUCGGCCUCAAGUGCCUGGAGCACCUGUUCUUCUUCAAGCUCAUAGGGGACACACCCAUCGACACCUUCCUGCUGGAGAUGCUUGAGGCUCCACUGCAGGGCACCUGACCCCCCCCAGGGGGCACCCUGAACCUGGGCCUGGGAUCUGAACUCACCAUUUGGACCCUAGCCCAAACCUGCAGUCUGGACCUGAAAUUUCGGCUGACCAGGGCUGACCUGUGACCUGCCUGGGGUGCUCCACUGCCCAGUUGUCUGAGCCCCCCUCCAUGAGGGGCUUCAGAACUUUCUGGAAGCUCUGGGGAGCCACACCAGCCUCUGGACACAGAUGUGUUCUAAGUUAUUUUUUUUACUUGGCAUGGGCUGCCUGAGAGGAAGAAUAAACCACCUUGUCACUUAAGA